Messenger RNA from Pristis pectinata (smalltooth sawfish), 2027 nucleotides. RefSeq names its product solute carrier family 25 member 16 (gene slc25a16). Gene Ontology annotation, cellular component: mitochondrial inner membrane. The transcript has 11 exons. Bases 177 to 1136 code for a protein of 319 amino acids. Gene Ontology annotation, biological process: transmembrane transport. Lineage: Eukaryota; Metazoa; Chordata; Chondrichthyes; Rhinopristiformes; Pristidae. The record is from RefSeq and is a predicted model, not a curated record.
CGCGGCAGCCCGGAUGUCGCGGCUCUCCCUGGUGGACGGGAGCUGUGAGUUAUUCACUGUUGCUAUUCCGAAGCACCUCCCAAACCCACGACCUCCAUCAUCAAGAAGGACGAAGGCUUCACUAAGGGCCAUGUUGGUUUUCAGAGGUGAGUUUAAACGUCCUUGAAACACUCGCCAUGACAACUGAAGCAUCCAUUCCUGGCAACACCAAACCUCAUGUUCCUGCUCAUCAAAACUAUUUUUGGCUCCGCUCCUUCAUAGCAGGAGGUGUUGCAGGAUGUUGUGCAAAGUCAACAAUCGCCCCAUUGGACAGAGUGAAGAUUUUACUACAGGCUCACAAUCGUCAUUAUAAUCACCUUGGAGUUUUUUCUGCUCUCCGUGCUGUACCAAAGAAAGAAGGUUUCCUUGGAUUGUACAAAGGUAACGGAGCUAUGAUGGUCAGGAUCUUUCCAUAUGGCGCCAUUCAAUUCACAGCUUUCGACAGAUACAGAAAGAUUUUGAUCAGCAAACUAGGUAUUGCUGGGCACGUUCACCGAUUAAUGGCUGGAUCCAUGGCAGGGAUUACUGCAGUGGUAUGCACCUAUCCGCUGGACAUGAUUCGAGCACGUCUGGCAUUCCAAGUAAAGGGUGAACACAAGUACACUGGAAUCAUUGAUGCUUUCAGAGUUAUUUAUACACAGGAAGGAGGAUUUCGAGGGUUUUAUAGAGGCCUAACUCCUACUAUCAUCGGCAUGGCUCCUUAUGCAGGAAUCUCCUUCUUCACAUUUGGCACCUUGAAGAGCAUUGGACUCAGCCAGGCCCCUGAUGUACUGGGAAGACCUUCUUCUGAUAAUCCCAAUGUUUUGGUAUUAAAAUCCCAUGUGAAUUUGGUGUGUGGUGGAAUAGCAGGAGCGAUUGCGCAAACAGUAUCGUACCCACUAGAUGUGGCUCGGCGGCGCAUGCAAUUGGGCUCCAUUUUGGUUGAGGCUGAAAAAUAUGUAACAAUGUGCAAGACUCUGAGAUAUGUCUACAAUGAACAUGGCAUACGGAAGGGCCUGUACCGGGGGCUCACUCUCAAUUACAUUCGCUGCAUCCCAUCUCAGGCUGUGGCAUUUACUACCUAUGAACUCAUGAGGCAAGUUCUUCAUCUCAACUGAGGAUGUUGCAGGACUAGUGGAUUCAUCAUCACCCCGUAUCUCAAUGAUGAGAAUACUCUCCUGUGGUGACUGUUCUGAUCAUAUGUGGAGACGUAUUUAAUUAAGUGAUUGUGAUUAGGGUUGAUAAUCAGUAUCAGUGUGCUUUGACCAAGAUUUUACUUUGGCAGUUUUUCAGAAUUAUGCCAUGGGAUUCUUUUAUAUCAGUCCAAGAGAGCAGAGGUGCCUUGGUUUAAACUAUCGCCUGAUGGACGGCAUCUUUGACUGUGCUGCACUGAAGUGUCAGCAAAGGAUUUUGAGUCAAUUCUCUGGAGUGGAACUGAAAUUCAAAGCCUCUCAAGAAUGAUGCCAAUUGAGCAGUAACUGUUGAUCCAGUUGUGAGUUGGCUCUGUACAUAGAUGUGAUCAGCAUCUGUAACUGAGAUAUGACAACCACAUCUGGCAGAAGCUUCUGCAUCCAACUCUGAGGGAGCAAUCCUUGAACCCAACUUGAGGGAAUGAUCCUCUGUGUCUACCGUUCAGAAGAUUUCACUGCACCUGUGGGCAAAUACAUCUUGAAAUUGAAUCGGAAAAUACACAGAAUGCUUUACAUUAAAUGAAGUAGUGAUGAAGUGGUCACUUUGGAUAAUGCAGUGCCCGUUUCCUCCACUGUCAUCAGAUAUUGGGGAAAACCUAUGACUUCUGUAGAAAAUCUGGGAACACCUCACACUAGGUUUGGAAAUGAGAUGGCAGUUAGAGUCUGCAGUGUCUCAUCAAUGCUUUGCAACAACAUAGGUCCAGAGUCUGGCACAAAAAGCUUAUGCAUGUUUAACGCACCAAGAGCAUGAAAUCCUAUUCCUAGGCAUUUAUUCCUUGUAAUCUUCAGCUGCAGUAAAUCGUUGUGAAUAUUUGUGGA